GUCAAUCAAACCGAACCCUGGUCAACAUUGUAAGGAAACCAUGUUUCUAAAUCCAGUCAGAAUAGAUCUACAUAGAGAUAGGCCUACAUUUAAUCCAAGACUAUAAUUUCUGUGAAUAAAGCAACAAUUAUUAACAAAACAUUAUAAAGUAAUAAAAUAAACGCAAUUAAGGAAAGUCGAAACUCGGCCGGAACCAAUCGUCGCAGGUCGAGUUUCCGCAGAUGGCGACGCGGUCCUCCGUUGCUAGGUAACCACGGAGGGAGGCUGCUGCUGUUUUCCGGGGGAAGUGGACCAGUACCGCCGAAUCUCUGCAGGGAUGAUGGACGGGCGGAAAGAGCGCGAGCUGUCUGCAGAGAUGAUUGACGGGGGCACGGAGCGCGAGCUGUCCGCCACAAUCGCCCAGCUCGUGCAGCGGCUGAAGGGAAGCCACCUGCACUCCCAGCUCGAGCGGCGGGCCAAGGACUGUCUGCACCAGCCCGAAAUCAAACUCGAGUCUCUGAAAGAGGACGUGCGUCACUUCCUCAGAGUGUCAGGCUGGGAGAAGAAGCUGCAUAAUGCGGUUUACAGGGAGAUGCACGUUCAGCCCCCCCUCAGCCUUCUGCCCACCCCCCCCGAGCAUCGGAAGGAGCCCCUGCUCUACAUGCGCUCCGCUCAGGCCAGCUGGGAGAGGCGUGUCCUGAAGAGUCUGAGCAGCAUGAGCUCAGAGCUGGGCGUCCCAUUGGCCCGCAAGCGGCCUGUCGCUGAGCAGAAGGAACUGGCCAACAAGUGGAACGAGAUGAGUACGGACGAGCCAGAUCUCAGUCAGUUCAGACCCGUCUACGCCCCUAAAGACUUCCUGGAGGUGCUGAUUGGCCUCCGGAACCCGAACCACGAGCACAGCGAGCAGGUCAGCACCCGGAGCCAUUGGGGCCUCAUCCAGCUGCCCCUAAGUGUCAGAGACGUGGUCCAGAUGAGAGAGAUGUACUCCGAGCUGGGCCUGACGUCUGGACAGCUGGGCAUUGACGAUGAGGCUAACCUCCAUCCAGACGUGUUUGAGAGCCAGCACGUCGAGGUUGGUAAGAAAGUGGUCCUGGACCAGGACAGUGCUGCGGCCCAGCAGUACAGCAGGCAGGGCUGUCCCAUGGGGCUCCGGGCCGACCUGUGGGCCCUGAUCCUCAACGCCACCAACCAGGCCCAGGACAUGAUGCACUAUGAGCAGCUGAAGGCUGGGGUCAUUCAACACGACAUGCUGGUUGACAACCUCAUCUAUAAGGACGUGAAGCUCACAGCCAGUAACGAUGACUACUACUUUGUGUUUGAAGACUUCCUCUACCAGGUGUUGAUGUGCUUCUCCAGAGACACGGCCAUCUUGGAGCACUUCAUGUACAACAGCGCCAGCCCUCCGAAGUCCUUCAUACAGGGAAAGGGUCUAGAGGAGUGUGCGGUCGUGUAUCCCCCCAACGGUGUUAUCCCGUUCCACGGCUUCUCCAUGUAUGUGGCCCCCCUGUGCUUCCUGUACAACUCCCCCUCUGAGCUGUACUCGGUCUUCAGGGAGAUGUACGUCCGCUACUUCUUCCGCCUGCACUCCGUCUCCUCCUCGCCCUCGGGCAUCGUAUCUCUGUGUCUGCAGUUUGAGCGUCUGCUGCAGGCGCACCUGCCCCAGCUCUUCUACCACCUCCGGCAGAUCGGGGCCCAGCCUCUGCGAAUAGCCUUCAGGUGGAUGGUGAGGGCCUUCUCGGGCUACCUGUCCACCGACCAGCUGCUGCUUCUCUGGGACCGCCUCCUGGCCUACGACUCGCUGGAGAUCCUGGCAGUGCUGGCUGCAGCUGUGUUUGCGUUCCGCUCAGACAACCUGAUGGAGGUGACGUCCCUGGCCUCCGCCGAGGCCGUGCUCGCCGACCUCUCGACCCUGAAGGUCAUGCCCCUCAUCCAGAUCUUCCUCUUCGCCAGCGCAGCCUGAGGCCGCACCGCGGCGCGCCGCGGGCUAGCACCGUGUGUGUGUGUGUGUGUGUUACCACGCCAUUGAUCAAGAGGGGGGAAAGGAGCAACAGACACAGAUCCUCCUCCCUGCUGCUCCUCCCUCCCUCCCCCUCCUCCUCCCUGCUCCUCCCUACCUGCUCCUCUUCC
Messenger RNA from Gadus macrocephalus (Pacific cod), 2106 nucleotides. It is a transcript of the gene tbc1d19, whose product is annotated as TBC1 domain family, member 19. Lineage: Eukaryota; Metazoa; Chordata; Actinopteri; Gadiformes; Gadidae. Bases 317 to 1939 code for a protein of 540 amino acids. The record is from RefSeq and is a predicted model, not a curated record. The transcript is spliced from 21 exons.